Messenger RNA from Phoenix dactylifera (date palm), 959 nucleotides. RefSeq names its product mediator of RNA polymerase II transcription subunit. The record is from RefSeq and is a predicted model, not a curated record. Gene Ontology annotation, cellular component: mediator complex; core mediator complex. Gene Ontology annotation, biological process: regulation of transcription by RNA polymerase II; termination of RNA polymerase II transcription. Gene Ontology annotation, molecular function: transcription coregulator activity. NCBI's taxonomy places the organism in Eukaryota, Viridiplantae, Streptophyta, Magnoliopsida, Arecales, Arecaceae.
CAUAAUAACAGUCGGUGAGGAGGAGGGUUCUUAGAAACGAGCUGUGUCGAGGGUGGAAGCCUCGUUUCUUCUCCGCCUGAAAAGAAGGAAAGGAAUUGUGGGGAGAAACAAGAAGUAAAUGGAGUGUGUGGUGCAAGGGAUUAUUGAGUCACAGCACGUUGAAGCCCUGGAGAUUCUUCUUCAGGGCCUUUCUGGUGUUCCAAAAGAACGUGUCAGGGUGCAUGAGCUGUGCUUAAAAAGUGGACCAAACCUUGGAGCUGUGCCCUCUGAGGUCCGUCUUUUGUGUGAUUUAGCGCAGCCAACACCAUCUUGGACUGUACGGCAUGUCGGGGGUGCCAUGAGAGGUGCUGGUGCUGAGCAGAUGUCGGUUUUAGUCCGAACCAUAGUCGAGAGCAAAGUGGGCCAUAACGUUCUGCGUUUCUUUUAUUCCCUCGGUUACAAGUUAGACCAUGAACUUUUAAAGGAGGGUUUUGCAUUCCGUUUCCAGAGAGGAGCCCAGAUAACUGUUACUGUGACUUCUGCCAAUAGAAUGCCUAAACUUCAUGCGACAGAUGAAGCUGUGCCUGUCACUCCGGGCAUACAACUGGUUGAAAUCACGGCACCAGCUGCAGCUGAGAACUAUAAUGAAGUUGUUUCUGCUGUUUCUUCUUUCUCCGAGUAUUUGGCUCCGCUCUUGCAUCUCUCGAAGCCUGGUAUUUCAGCAGGUACUGCUCCUACAGCAGCAGCAGCUGCUUCUUCUCUUAUGUCAAAUAGUCGUGCAAAGACCUUAUAAUGUAAUGUGCCUUAAAGUAUCCCUUCUUAGUUGAUGUUUGGAUGCCAAAUCAAACAUUAACACUAACUUAUCUGUUUUCAUGAGUAGUUUUGUUGUUUCAUCCAUGGGGUUUUAUAUUCAUCCAUGAUUGUGUACUAUUUUAGAUUGUUUAAGUACAUAAACGAAGGAUGAAACUUUCAUUCAAUAA